This is a messenger RNA of Carlito syrichta (Philippine tarsier), 411 nucleotides long. Its product is annotated as tubulin beta-4B chain-like. The transcript is spliced from 4 exons. Gene Ontology annotation, biological process: mitotic cell cycle; microtubule cytoskeleton organization. Gene Ontology annotation, cellular component: microtubule; cytoplasm. NCBI's taxonomy places the organism in Eukaryota, Metazoa, Chordata, Mammalia, Primates, Tarsiidae. Gene Ontology annotation, molecular function: GTP binding; GTPase activity; structural constituent of cytoskeleton. The annotation marks the transcript as partial. The record is from RefSeq and is a predicted model, not a curated record.
GGCUCUUUUGCAAUGACACCAGCAUCAAAUACCCUCGACUGUCCCAUGAUGUCAUCGAGGACUUGGAACUCAUCACCAGGGGCUUCUUCAUCUCCAUCUUCAUGUGCCACGGGCGCCUGGGUACCAAAUUUUGGGAGGUGAUCAGUGACGAGCAUGGCAUCGACCCCACGGGCACGUACCACGGGGACAGCGACCUGCAGCUGGAGAGGGUCAAUGUGUAUUACAACGAGGCCACAGGAGGGAAUUAUGUCCCCAGAGCGGUGCUGGUGGACCUGGAGCCCGGCACCAUGGACUCAGUCCGCUCCGGCCCCUUCGGGCAGAUCUUCCGGCCUGACAACUUUGUGUUCGGUGAGUCCCCCCCCCCCCCCCGGGAGCACGGCCGGGAAGCCUCCUCACUCCUCUUGCUUCCAG